This is a messenger RNA of Callorhinchus milii (elephant shark), 2767 nucleotides long. It is a transcript of the gene sppl3, whose product is annotated as signal peptide peptidase 3. The record is from RefSeq and is a predicted model, not a curated record. Gene Ontology annotation, biological process: membrane protein proteolysis. Gene Ontology annotation, molecular function: aspartic endopeptidase activity, intramembrane cleaving. Lineage: Eukaryota; Metazoa; Chordata; Chondrichthyes; Chimaeriformes; Callorhinchidae. Bases 56 to 1198 code for a protein of 380 amino acids. The transcript has 11 exons. Gene Ontology annotation, cellular component: Golgi-associated vesicle membrane; lumenal side of endoplasmic reticulum membrane; cytoplasmic side of endoplasmic reticulum membrane.
CCCCCUUCUUCCCCCUCCCUCCACCACCGACCUUUCUCUGCAGAGAAGGAGCGUCAUGGCCGAGCAGGCGUAUUCGUGGGCCUAUUCCCUUGUGGAUUCCAGUCAAGUCUCUACUUUUCUUAUCUCCAUUCUACUUAUCGUCUAUGGAAGCUUCAGGUCUCUCAAUAUGGACUUUGAGAACCAAGACAAAGAGAAAGAUGGGACGGGUUCACCUGGUACUUUCAAUGGAAACAAUACAAACAAUAGCAUCCAGACUAUAGAUUCUACACAAGCUCUGUUUCUUCCAAUAGGAGCUUCGGUGUCGCUCUUAGUGAUGUUCUUCUUCUUCGAUUCGGUUCAAGUGGUGUUCACAAUUUGCACUGCAGUUCUCGCUACAAUAGCCUUUGCCUUUCUGCUGCUCCCAAUGUGCCAGUAUUUAACAAGACCCUGCUCACCUCAGAACAAAAUUUCCUUUGGCUGCUGUGGGCGAUUCACCGUUGCCGAACUGCUGUCCUUUUCCCUCUCCGUCUUGCUUGUACUUAUUUGGGUAUUAACGGGGCACUGGCUACUGAUGGAUGCUCUGGCAAUGGGGCUUUGUGUAGCCAUGAUUGCCUUUGUGCGAUUACCAAGUCUUAAAGUUUCCUGCUUGUUGCUCUCUGGACUCCUCAUUUAUGACGUCUUCUGGGUGUUCUUCUCUGCCUACAUCUUCAACAGCAACGUAAUGGUGAAGGUGGCCACUCAGCCUGCUGACAAUCCUUUAGAUGUGCUGUCGAGGAAACUUCACUUGGGACCCAAUGUAGGACGGGAUGUUCCUCGUUUGUCACUCCCAGGGAAGCUGGUGUUUCCAAGUUCCACAGGCAGCCAUUUUUCUAUGCUCGGUAUUGGGGACAUCGUCAUGCCAGGGCUCCUGCUGUGCUUUGUGCUUCGUUAUGACAACUACAAGAAGCAGGCAAACAGCGAGGCCAUCCCUCCCAUCAUCCUGGGCCGCAUGCAGAAGGUGUCAUACUUCCACUGCACCUUAAUUGGCUACUUUAUAGGCCUUUUGACUGCCACUGUAGCAUCAAGAAUUCACCGGGCCGCCCAGCCUGCACUUCUGUACCUUGUUCCGUUCACACUGCUACCACUGCUUACCAUGGCAUAUUUAAAGGGUGACCUGCGACGUAUGUGGUCGGAACCUUUUCACCCCAAGGCAAGCAGUUCCAGGUUCCUGGAGGUAUGAUGGGACAAAGUGCUGCUGAGGUCGGGAUGAUAACCUGCUGGGCACCAGGUGUUUUGUGUCUUGUGGUUUCAUUCUUCUCAUCAAGCACGAAAGGUGCUUAAAGAGGUAGCGAAAGGCAGUGGGGGAAUUAUUUCCUUUUUAUGGAACACAGACCCUGUACAAUUAAUUCAACCCACCAACGGUUUUGGCGAUUAGCAGCAGACUCUUGCCGGCCGUGUAUAUUAUAAAACAGACGCCUCUUUUAAACAGCAAGACGUCAGGGCUAAUCUUGUACAUAGAUCUGUGAACGUAGAAGACGCAUCUUUGAAUAAACCCGUAUUAAGGAACCAGCACCUAAAUCGGCCGCUAUUUAGAUUGUCUUGAACUUUGGCUCGAACGAGAAGACAAGGCGUCCGACAUAUCUUUUGAGACUCGAUAAUUAUUGCUGUUCUUGUGAGGUGACAACAUUUUUUUCCACAGCCGUGAGUGAGUAUGCGGUAAGCUCUGUGCUGUAAUUAACUUUACACCCGAUGUAUUGUUGCAGUGAUCCAGAGAGGUAACGACAUCAAGAUGAAUCAUGUUGUGUACUGAAGUGGCCUGUUGUAAAUUUUAGCAUGUAUAGCAUUAAAUAUUGCUUCUGUAUAAGACCCUUUUCCAAAAUGCUCCCCUCCCCUCCCCGCCCCUCCCACCCCACCACCAUAAUAACGUGAUUUAGAAAUGUAAAUGUAGUUUGCACUUGUACCUGUGUUAAUUACCCCCCAGUUGAUCUUGCACAAUUAUGAUUGGUGUAGCAAAAAAAAAGGCUUAACUUUUUUAUGGUUUCCCCUUUUAGUUAUCUUUUUUUUCUUUUGGUUUGGUUAAUUUUGCUAAUGCAUGUAUGAUAGCAGUACUUGUUAUUUGAUUGUAGUGCUUUAUUCCUUGUAAAUAUUUUUUUUGUAUACAUUUGUUUAAAUGUGUAACGUUUCCUCUAUCUACCUGUUGAUGAGUGUAAUCUGGUCCCAGGUUUACAAGCAGUAUCUGUUUUGUAACUUGGGUUUGUAUUAGGUUCACAGAAUUUUUUUUCUUCCUUCCGAUAAGCAUUGACUUACGCUGCUGAUGUUAGCAGCCUUUAAUAUUACAGUGACACAAAAAGCCCAGUGUGUCUGUAGACUUCCCAUCUUCAUUGAUUUUUGGGUGAACAAGACACCUACAGUCUCGCAACAUAGAGAUUGUGUCAUAAAUUGCAGGUGCCUGGAAGUGCAUUUCGUAUAAAAUAACUAACUUUAAACAGUGUUUCAGGUUCUUCCCCCCCACCUGGCCAAUCCCCCCCACCAGAGAAAAUGUGAAGCCCUCGACAUUUUGGAAGAAUAAUUUUUUUUUUGAAUUCACGGAGUGUAAUGUUUUUGUGCUGUAGAAUAGACAAGUCGCCAAAGCCAUUUUAUAGACGUGGCUUUGGGGAGCUUGAAGCAAUCAGAUGGACUGAAUGGAUACUGUACAAUCCUCUGUACACAAAGUAGUGUAUUUUGGCCCUGGAAAUGAACAAUACCUUUCAUCUCUAUAUAACAUCAGCAGUCAGACUCCUUUGUAAAUAAAAUUAAAAGUUCAAGUGCA